Neurospora tetraspora is the source of this 1155-nucleotide messenger RNA. RefSeq names its product FMN-dependent 2-nitropropane dioxygenase. The transcript has 6 exons. Gene Ontology annotation, molecular function: nitronate monooxygenase activity. The record is from RefSeq and is a predicted model, not a curated record. Lineage: Eukaryota; Fungi; Ascomycota; Sordariomycetes; Sordariales; Sordariaceae. The coding region runs from base 1 to 1155 and encodes 384 amino acids.
AUGCCCCUGCACUUCCCAGGCCACAGCAAGAAGAAGGAGGAGUCCGCUCAGACGGCCCUCACCAAGCUCAACUCUUGGUUCCCCACCACCAAGAACCCCGUCAUCAUCAGCGCCCCCAUGUACCUCAUCGCCAACGGCACUCUUGCGGCCGAGGUAUCCAAGGCAGGCGGCAUUGGCUUCGUCGCCGCCGGCUUCGACUUCCGCCCCGGCUCCUCCCAACUAACCACCCUCUCCUCCGAACUCUCCCUCGCGCGCCAGGCCCUAGGUCUCUCCGACCGCCCCCUCACCCCCCUCCCCGCCAUCGGCGUCGGCUUCAUUUUGACUCAUACCAUCUCCGUCCCGCACUUCGUCGACACCGUCCUACCCAUCUUGAUCGAACACUCCCCCCAAGCCGUCUGGCUCUUCGCCAACGACCCUGACUUCGAAGCCGCUCACUCCUCCGAUGAGGGGCCGGCAGCAAAGGGAACGGCGAAGCAAAUCAUCGAGGCUCUUCACGCUGCGGGGUUCGUGGUGUUCUUCCAGGUGGGCACGGUCAAAGAUGCGAGGAAGGCGGUGGCAGAUGGAGCGGAUGUGAUUGUGGCGCAAGGAAUAGAUGCGGGGGGUCAUCAGGUUGCUAAGGGGAGUGGGAUUGUGUCAUUGGUGCCGGAGAUGAGGGAUAUGAUUGAUAGGGAGUUUGCGGGGAGGGAGGUGGUGGUUGUGGCGGCGGGGGGUGUGGCGGAUGGGAGGGGGGUUGUGGGGGCGCUUGGUCUUGGCGCUGAGGGUGUGGUGUUGGGUACAAGAUUCAUCGUAGCAACCGAAGCUGCCACCCCUGAGUUCCGCAGGAAGCUCAUCCUCGAGACAAACGAUGGUGGUCUCAAUACCGUCAAAUCCCAAUUCCACGACCAAAUCAACAGCACCACAAUCUGGCACAACGUCUACGACGGUCGAGCCGUCCGCGGCGCCUCUUACGAUGACCACGCCGCCGGUCUCCCCUUUGAAGAGAACCACAAGAAGUUCAAGGAGGCGGCGAGCUCUGGGGAUAACUCGCGGACUGUGACUUGGGCCGGAACUGCUGUGGGUCUGGUAAAGGACCAGAAGCCGGCUGGCGAUAUUGUUAGGGAGUUGAGGGAGCAGGCGAAGGAGAGAAUUAAGAAGAUCCAGGUGUUUGCUGCUUAG